GCCUUUUUCUUUUAUUGACGGCAUGUAUAAUCACACGCACCUCAUAAAACAUUUAUUGAUACAUAAAGACAUUAUUGCCCUCCUUUGAAUGAACACAAUAAUUUCACAACUGCCUUUUCCGGCGUAGCUUUUAAAAAUUAAACCCAACCCAGAAAAUAUGUUUCCUCACCGAAUAUUAACAAUGGAUCCUCCGCGUUGUGAACGGAAAUGGCUUCUGUUCCUUUACAACAUGUUAUUACAUUUAUUUUACGAGGACUCUGUUAAGUCUAUAAACCAUUUUACAGGCAUUGGGGGCAUCGGGACGAUAUUAGAAGACUUUUUUUCAAACAAAGGAUGCAGGGAAUCUGUGUUUGUGCGUAAAAAUGUCCAUUUUUCUUCUGCUUGUAUUGUUGCAACGUCCUGAUACUUUUACGCACGUGAGAAGCAGGGGGGAAAAGUCUAUCUGCGUUUAUUUGAGAGCAUGUUUUCUCCCUGUAGUCACAUCCGAUGGUGCUUUUUAUUAUAUGUGGAAUGAAAAGCUAAAUUAAAGCUGACGAAAAAAAAAAAGGCUGAGAAGCAGGGGCAGGAUUGAUUUACUCGCUGUAUUGGUAAAUAUGACCACGUGAUCCAUGUAACCAAUCCCUGUAGAUGCAGGCCAAGCAAAAAUACUAUGAUUGUUCAUAGAGGGAAGCUUCUCGUAACAGUGCAAGCCUUAUUAUAAGAGUAGGAAGAGAUGAAAAAUGUCUUCCAGUGGCACUCUCAGUAACUGCUAUGUGGACGCCUUGAUGGCCCAGGAGCCGGAGGAUGUGUACGGAGCUCGCUUUCUUCAGCCUGCACACAUCGUGACCCCGAGGCCGUCAGGUGCCGGGGACAACGCGGACUUCUCCUCCUGCAAUUUUGCACCAAAAUCCGCCGUUUUCUCCUCGUCUUGGUCCUCGGUUCACCCGCAGGGGGUUUAUCACCCUUACGUGCACCACCAUCACCACCACCAGUCCCAUCUCCCCGCCUCGGACGGCAGAUAUGUCGGCGUCCGCUCCUGGAUGGACCCUAUCACCAACCACGUUUCAUUUCCCGGAAUUCACUCCAGCAGCAGCCGCUCGUACGGCACAAAGGCAGACGCUUUGGCACCGAAAUCCAUCGAGUUUGACUCUUUGGAGGCGGAAAGUCGACCGCAAAGUGGGGAAUUCACGCACCGAGGAGUAUCGGAGUGUGCGGAAAAGUCGAGCAAAGAGCACAGUGGAAGUGAGCUUUCGAGCCACAGCGAGUCCAAAGAGGAGAAACAACAACAACUUGACCCAAACAAUCCUGCAGCAAACUGGAUCCACGCCCGUUCCACGAGAAAGAAGCGCUGCCCUUACACCAAAUAUCAGACUUUAGAGCUGGAGAAGGAGUUCCUCUACAACAUGUAUCUGACCAGAGACCGACGCUACGAGGUGGCCCGCAUACUCAGCCUCACCGAGAGACAAGUGAAGAUCUGGUUUCAGAACAGGAGGAUGAAGAUGAAGAAGAUGAACAGAGAAAGAGGCAGCAAGGAGCACUUAUGAAGAAUAUCUCAAUCCAUUUGGACUAUUACCUUUUUUGAUAGGGGACACGGUCGCCCAUCUUAUUUUAUUUUAUUAGACUCUCCAUUAUUGCGUGUCAGCGUCAUAACUUGCUGGACAGUUUGCCAACAAACCAUAUGAAUCUGUUCUCUAACUUUGCAGAACCACACCCUGGGAUGUUGGAACAGUUUGUCAUAUUUGUUGAACAUUACGCACAGUAGGAAACGUGUUUCUGUGUAGCCUGUUGCUUUUUUUAGUUGUUGAGAAUUUUAUAUAAAACAUUCUA
Molecule: messenger RNA, 1806 nt
Organism: Cheilinus undulatus (humphead wrasse)
Lineage: Eukaryota; Metazoa; Chordata; Actinopteri; Labriformes; Labridae
Gene: hoxd9a
Product: homeobox D9a
Exons: 2
Coding region: 720-1523 (267 amino acids)
Biological process (GO): regulation of transcription by RNA polymerase II; proximal/distal pattern formation; anterior/posterior pattern specification
Cellular component (GO): nucleus
Molecular function (GO): DNA-binding transcription factor activity, RNA polymerase II-specific; RNA polymerase II cis-regulatory region sequence-specific DNA binding
Source: RefSeq, a predicted model, not a curated record